AUGUACCUCGUUCAAAGUGGUUGUGAUGUUGCUGCGGCCGCGUGCGAUGGUACAACUCCACUACAUGUUGCUGCUUCACUGGCGGAAUCGGCGAAACCUAUAGAAUACUUGAUAAAUUGUGAGGGCAUUGAUCUCAACGCCAGGAAUGCAGACGGAAUGACGCCUCUCCAUCUGGCCAGUGAAUGGACAAAAGUGUCUCGAGUGGAUACUCUUAUUCAAGGUUCGUGA
Cooperia oncophora is the source of this 228-nucleotide messenger RNA. Lineage: Eukaryota; Metazoa; Nematoda; Chromadorea; Rhabditida; Trichostrongylidae. The record is from the annotation of a GenBank genome assembly.